AUGACAUCUUCUAAGCCAUUCGUUCUAUUCUUUAACCCAGUGAGACAUGCUGGUAGCUUCUAUGCGAAGCUUCAGGAUGUUGCUCACACGGAAGUGGUUACAAGUAAGAGCAGGGAUGAAUUCUUCAGGGAUGUCCGAGACAAGUAUAAAAACAUUUUUGCUAUCUACCGAACUUCUGCUAGUGGCGCAGUCGCGGGCAAAUUUGAUAAGGAAUUCAUCGAUCAAUUGCCGCCAAGCUGCAAAUACAUCUGUCACAAUGGAGCUGGAUACGACCCGAUUGAUACGAAUGCAUGCACAGAAAAGGGAAUUAUUGUGACCAAUGCCCCCGAUCCUGUCACGGAUGCAACCGCCGAUCUAGCCAUUUUUCUUUUACUCGGCGCCUUGCGACAACUGAAUCCUUCGCUCUUAGCGCUCCGCGCGGGGAGUUUCAAGAGUGGUCUUGACUUCGGCCAUGACCCCCAGGGGAAAACUCUGGGUAUUCUUGGCAUGGGUCGAAUCGGCCGUGCCAUCAAAUCACGGUGUGAUCCCUUCGGCUUGAAAACAGUAUACCACAAUCGCAAUCCUCUUUCGGCUGAACGGGCCGCGGGAGCUGAGUAUGUGACUUUCGAGAAGCUUCUCCAGGAGAGUGACAUCAUUAGCGUCAAUGUGCCAUUGAACGCAAGCACCAAGUACUUGAUUGACGCAGCGGAAAUCGCCAGAAUGAAACCUGGCGUAGUUAUCAUCAACACUGCUCGUGGGCCUGUUAUUAACGAAGCCGCAAUGGCCGAUGCACUGGAACGCAAUCACAUCGGUGCUGUUGGCUUGGAUGUCUAUGAAAGAGAGCCAGAAAUUAAUGAGAAGCUCCUGAAACAACCACGCGCUCUCAUGGUCCCCCACAUGGGAACUCACACAACCGAGACACUAGCGAAGAUGGAGACAUGGGCGAUGGAGAAUGCAAGGCGAGCCAUUGCUGGGGAGCCACUCUUGUCUCCUGUUCCUGAGCACCAAGGUCAUUGCUAA
Molecule: messenger RNA, 999 nt
Organism: Penicillium cosmopolitanum
Lineage: Eukaryota; Fungi; Ascomycota; Eurotiomycetes; Eurotiales; Aspergillaceae
Product: D-mandelate dehydrogenase-like dehydrogenase
Exons: 3
Coding region: 1-999 (332 amino acids)
Cellular component (GO): cytosol
Molecular function (GO): NAD binding; hydroxypyruvate reductase [NAD(P)H] activity; glyoxylate reductase (NADPH) activity
Source: RefSeq, a predicted model, not a curated record